GGCCUCUGUGGAGGCGGAACUACUAUGUCAGGGGUCGUGGUUGUCGGAGAUAAGUCGUGGACGGAUUGACAGUAGGCGGGACUUCCGGCCCCUGUUCCGUCAGCUGCCUUCCCGGGCGUCUCCCCGCAACCUCCACAACUUCCCUUGUCAGUGACUCGGCGCCCGGCAAAGACCCGACGGGACAAGGGUCGGAGAAGCUGCAGUUAAAAGAAGAUGGAUGCACAAUGUUCAGCCAAAGUCAAUGCAAGGAAGAGGAGGAAAGAGAUGCCCGGACCCAAUGGGGCAACAGAAGAAGAUGGAAUUCCUUCAAAAAUGCAACGCUGUGCAGUUGGCUUACGGCAACCAGCUCCUUUUUCUGAUGAAAUUGAAGUUGACUAUAGUAAGCCCUAUGUCAGGGUAACCAUGGAAGAAGCCAGCAAAGGAACUCCUUGUGAGCGACCUGUGAGAGUGUACGCGGAUGGAAUAUUUGACCUGUUUCACUCUGGUCAUGCCCGGGCUCUGAUGCAAGCAAAGAACCUUUUCCCUAAUACAUAUCUCAUUGUGGGAGUCUGCAGUGAUGAGCUGACGCACAACUUCAAAGGCUUCACGGUGAUGAACGAGAAUGAGCGCUACGACGCAGUGCAGCACUGCCGCUACGUGGAUGAGGUGGUGAGGAAUGCCCCCUGGACCCUGACACCUGAGUUCCUGGCAGAGCACCGGAUUGAUUUUGUAGCCCAUGAUGAUAUCCCUUACUCUUCUGCUGGGAGUGAUGAUGUUUAUAGGCACAUCAAGGAAGCAGGCAUGUUUGCUCCAACACAGAGGACAGAAGGUAUCUCCACAUCAGAUAUCAUCACUCGAAUUGUCCGGGACUAUGAUGUGUAUGCGAGACGGAACCUACAGAGGGGCUACACAGCAAAGGAGCUCAAUGUCAGCUUUAUCAAUGAGAAGAAAUACCACUUGCAGGAGCGGGUUGACAAAGUAAAAAAGAAAGUAAAAGACGUGGAGGAAAAGUCAAAAGAAUUCGUUCAGAAGGUGGAAGAAAAAAGCAUUGACCUCAUUCAGAAAUGGGAGGAGAAGUCUCGAGAAUUCAUUGGAAGUUUCUUGGAAAUGUUUGGUCCAGAAGGAGCACUGAAACAUAUGCUGAAAGAGGGGAAAGGUCGGAUGCUGCAGGCCAUCAGUCCAAAGCAGAGUCCCAGCAACAGCCCUACUCGGGAACGCUCCCCCUCCCCCUCUUUCCGAUGGCCCUUCUCUGGCAAGACUUCCCCACCUGCCUCCCCAGCAAAUCUCUCCAGGCACAAGACUGCAGCCUAUGAUAUCAGUGAGGACGAAGAAGACUAAUUUUUUCUCCCUCCUUUCCUCUCCCCUCCCUCUGUCCCAUCGCCUUCAGAAGCUCUCUGUUGAAUUCCAAAUUGUGAUUCCCAACACUAAACCUAAGGACAGCUACAAAAGAAAGACAACUGGGGCAAGAGGACCUAGGAAUGGGAGAAACAAAACAGCCCAUCCUCCACAAGACAUCCUUCACCCACACCAAGAAGGAGGCUGCCUACACCUUAGAAGCCUGUUCUGCAUCCAUCGACCCUCCCCAACGAUUUUGUUUUACUGUUGAUGUUCAUGUGAUCUUGACAGGGAAAUCUUCAUUUUUAUUAAUUUUGUAAAAAUUAGUCUUUCAAAUAUAGGAAGUAGAACUAAUUUUUUGCCCCUGAGGAGUGGGCAGAAGAAGGAAGUAGUGUAACAUGCAGAGGCCUUUUCUUCCUGAUACACCAUAGUGUUUGCCUUCUGUUCCAAGGCAACAUGGCUUGCCAAGUCCUUCACACAAUGAGCCAUGCUGAUGGGUAAUUUGGGUUGAAAUAUCAUAAUUUUGAUUUCCUUAACAAAAAGCUACAAGCUGAAUUACAGUCACAUCUCCCCUAAAUGUACUGCUGGCACGAGUGUCAGUGUGACUGUGGGAAGAAGGAGAUCUGAGCCUAACUUUUCUUACUCCCUGAGGAGUUUCUUGUUGGACCCAAUGGGGUCCAUGAAGACACUGAUGGGGAUGGAACCAGACCACAUGGCAUCAACUGCAGUUUCUGCUGUGUUCAUCUUCUCAGAAAAUCCUGUUGCCCAA
Molecule: messenger RNA, 2083 nt
Organism: Carlito syrichta (Philippine tarsier)
Lineage: Eukaryota; Metazoa; Chordata; Mammalia; Primates; Tarsiidae
Gene: PCYT1A
Product: phosphate cytidylyltransferase 1, choline, alpha
Exons: 9
Coding region: 214-1317 (367 amino acids)
Biological process (GO): CDP-choline pathway
Cellular component (GO): endoplasmic reticulum
Molecular function (GO): choline-phosphate cytidylyltransferase activity; phosphatidylcholine binding
Source: RefSeq, a predicted model, not a curated record